CCCCGAAACCUUUUACGCGCUUUAUAUCUCAGUCUCUGCCAGUCUGCCUUCUACGACCCGAUCACCGCUGCUCUCAGAUCGUACGGACCUCAUCUCCGCCGUCCAUUUCUUCCACCCAACUCACCCGAUCCUCCUCCACAAUCUCGAUCGCCAAAAAAACAGAGUCCGAUUCAGGUAAAAAGACCGAUUCUUUUCUCUGAAAAAUCUCGAUUCUGUAUAGCAAUGGCGCCCAGCACGAUUCGGAAGGCCAUCGGCGCCGUCAAGGACCAGACCAGCAUCAGCCUCGCGAAGGUCGCCGGGACCAUCGCGCCGGACCUGGAAGUCCUCGUCGUCAAGGCCACCACACACGACGAGGACCCCGCCGACGAGAAGUACAUCCGGGAGAUCGUCGGCCUGACGUCACACUCGCGUGGAUACGUGGCGGCGGCGGUGGCGGCGAUCUCGAGGAGGCUGAGCAAGACGCGCGACUGGACCGUGGCGCUGAAGGGGCUGAUGCUGGUGCACCGGCUGCUGAUCGACGGCGACCACGCGCUCUUCGAGGAGGAGAUUGCGCACGCGGCGAGGAGAGGAGUUAGGGUUUUGAACAUGGCGGGGUUUCGAGACGAGGCGCAUUCGAAUUCGUGGGAUCAUGGGGGUUUUGUGAGGAGCUAUGCUUUGUAUUUGGAUGCGAAGGUGGAGUUUGAGGUGGGGGAGAGGAGAUUGAGGGGUGUGGAUAACAGAAUUGAGGAGAAUGAGAAUGAGAGUGAGAGUGAGAAAGAGAGGAGGACUCCGGUGAGGGAGAUGAGGCCGGAGAGAGUGUUGGCGAGGCUGAGUGAUUUGUUGAUGGUUCUUGAUAGAGUUUUGGGGUGUAAGCCGAUGGGGAUGGCGAAGAGCAGUAGGUUGGUGAUUCUUUCGCUUUAUGGAGUUGUGGUGGAGAGUUUUAAGCUGUAUGUUGAGAUAUGCGAGGCGUUGGGGGUGUUGUUGGAUAGGUUUGGGGAGAUGGAGUAUGGGGACAGUGUUAAGGUGUUUGAUGUUUAUGUUAAUGCGGCGAAGGUGAUUGAUGAGCUGUUGUUGUUUUAUGGCUGGUGUAAGGAUAUGGGGAUUGCGAGGACGUCUGAGUAUCCGGAGGUGUUGAGGAUAACUGAUCGGUUGUUGGGGACACUGGAUGGUUACGUGAAGGAGAAGAAAGAUGGGCGGAAGAGUACUCCUGAGAGGGAGGAGCUGAAAGUGGAUAUGAAUGAGAUCAAGGCUCUUCCUGCGCCGGAGAGUUUUGCUCCUAGUCCUUCUCCACCGGCGUCUGUAGUGCAGCCUAAGCCGGCCUCACGGCCUCAGAGGGUGACUGAUGAGUUGGUAAAUUUGAGGGAUGAUGGUGUAACAGCUGACGAGCAAGGAAACAAGCUGGCUCUGGCAUUGUUCUCUGGACCUCCUACUACUAAUCUGAAUGGGUCCUGGGAAGCAUUCGAUACAGAUGGAGAGCCUGAAGUGACCUCGGUGUGGCAGACGCCGGCUGCUGAGAGUGGUAAAGCAGAUUGGGAGUUGGCAUUGGUUGAAACGGCUAGUAAUCUGUCGAAGCAGAAGGCUGAUUUGGCUGGUGGUUUUGAUCCAUUACUGUUGAAUGGAAUGUAUGAUCAAGGGACAGUGAGGCAGCAUGUGAACACCUCACAGUUGAGUGGUGGGAGUGCAAGUAGCGUGGCAAUGCCAUUGCCCCCAGGCAAAGGUUCGACGCCGGUGUUGGCCCUGCCCGCCCCGGAUGGGACAAUCCAAGCUGUGGGACAGCAAGAUCCUUUUGCUGCCUCCCUUGCUGUACCACCUCCUUCAUAUGUUCAAAUAGCCGACAUGGAGAGGAAGCAACACUUGCUUACACAGGAACAACUUCUUUGGCAACAAUACGGUAAAGAUGGGAUGCAAGGGCAAGUGAGUUUGGCCAAGCUCUCUGGCGGGUCUGGCUAUUAUGGUCCUCAACCAAUGAUGCCUUAUGGGAUGCCGCAGCUAGGAGGAUACUACUAUGCGCCCUAUUAAAAAAUUUCGCGGUCGUUCCUCUUCAUCACAGAUUGCUACAUAUAAGCCGCAAUGUAAAGAGAUACCUUGAUUUACUUCCUUUCUUUUGGGAAGAUUUUCUAUACUAUGGAGUAUAUGGACAGUAUAUGGAAUACUUGAAUAAUUUCAGGAAUGUGAGCAUUUUAAAGGGUUUAAACUUGCUGUGUUGUUUUAUCCAAUUUCUGAUUAUGGGUUA
Argentina anserina (silverweed cinquefoil) is the source of this 2212-nucleotide messenger RNA. Its product is annotated as probable clathrin assembly protein At4g32285. Bases 223 to 1998 code for a protein of 591 amino acids. The record is from RefSeq and is a predicted model, not a curated record. NCBI's taxonomy places the organism in Eukaryota, Viridiplantae, Streptophyta, Magnoliopsida, Rosales, Rosaceae. Gene Ontology annotation, cellular component: clathrin-coated vesicle; clathrin-coated pit. Gene Ontology annotation, molecular function: clathrin heavy chain binding; SNARE binding; phosphatidylinositol-4,5-bisphosphate binding. The transcript has a single exon. Gene Ontology annotation, biological process: vesicle budding from membrane; clathrin coat assembly; clathrin-dependent endocytosis.